AGGCAAUGAAGGAUUUCCUGAGCCGAGGUUAUUGCUGGUUGAAAACUUUUCCCAAUACCCCGCCAUGACGACGUGAAAUACCGUCGGCAUUGGCAAUUUUUGGAAGCCCUGACCGGGCUAACAAUUUACUAAUCUAAAAGAAGAAGGCACUUCAAUUUACUCCAACCUUCAACAAGGUUCGUCAGGGGGCUAAAUUGCAAAUGGUUUUUCUACGUAGAAUUUAUCAUUUGCAAUUAGUUAAUCGUCCCUCAGAAUUUGGAUCAUGUGUUUGAUGUUUUGAAUUUUCGGAUUGGAAAGUCAAUUGGUUUGUUCGUUUCUCUUGUGAUUUUAUUUUCUUUUGUCUUGAUUUGGUUUAUGAUUACAUUUAGUCUGUUUGUUAAUCGUCUUCAUAAUGGCCAGUGAGAAAUAUUUACCUGGUCUUUGGAAAACUGUCCUCAAUUGGCUUAGAGUUUCUGCAAAACCGAAAAGUAAAAUCAAUGAACCAAUUUUCCAAGGUGAAGAUUUGAAUGGUAACCUUUAUUUUGAGACUUUCGAUAAAUACGGACGCAGAUUACGAACUGUUGAACCUAAACACGUUGAUACAAUUGCUAUACCAAUGCUUCCUGAGAUAACCAUUUCACCAGAAUGGAUAAGAUGGUUAAGGAAAACUCGUGAAGAUCCACCGACCGAGGAAGAGAUGAUAAGAAAUGCAGCAAUUGCCUACAUCAAGAAACAACGUGCUUACGAAUUGGAAAGUGAGGAGAGGAAAAAUUGGCCUGAAUUAGAUGCUAAAUUGAAACAAUUAGAGGCCGAGAAAAACUAUAAUCCAGUGUCACUGUUUCCCACUUAUCGUGAUUUAAUGCUUACACCAGCACAAGAAUAUAUGAAUAGUAGUGGCUUUUAUAUUCCAGACAUUAAUGAGAAUCCGAAUGUUUUAUUAGAGAAACAACGAAAGGAAAUGUUAUCCUCUGGUGCUACAAAUCAAGAAGAAUCCAUGAAAGAUCCGGUUAAAUUAGAAGCAACUCAAUCCGAUAGAUCUCAAGUUAAUGGUGAAUCAAAAUCCAAAUCAAAUCAAUGAAUCAAUUGGAGACAUUUCAUCUGACCCAAGUUACAAUUUGUCAUGGAGAAACUUAAUCAAUACCAGUUUCUGUCCAAAAGAAACGGUUUAAUCAAUUGGAGACCAUUUUGAAUUUGCUCAAAAAUAUUUGUCAUCAACAAUUAUCAAAUUGUGAUGAUCAUCAACUGUCUCAACUUUCAUCAACAUCAUCAGGAUUAAGUGAUGGUCAAAUAAUAGUCUAGAGUCAUAAGCUAAUUAUAUAAAACUAUUUACCGUUGAAUCAGCAAAACAAUUUACUUUCACAAGUAAAUAAGUUAUUUCAAUGAAGACAAUUUUAUUAAUUGUCAGCAAAACAUAUUUACAAUUAUAUUUGUAAACGAAGCAAUUUAAAUGUCUAUUAAUGGUUAAAUUGUGCAAAUACAUAAAUUAAUUGCUACUACCACUAGUGAUAGACCAUUAAUUUGAUACUAUUUUCCCUUCAAUAUUAACUAAUUGUAGAUAUUAUAUUAAUUGUAAAUUGUGAAAAAUGAAUCAACGAAACCACUUUAAUUUAAACUAAUUGUCUCAUAAAAAUUUUCAACUUUCAUAA
Messenger RNA from Panonychus citri (citrus red mite), 1625 nucleotides. RefSeq lists its product as uncharacterized. The transcript is spliced from 2 exons. The coding region runs from base 392 to 1057 and encodes 221 amino acids. The record is from RefSeq and is a predicted model, not a curated record. Gene Ontology annotation, biological process: mitochondrial respiratory chain complex I assembly. Lineage: Eukaryota; Metazoa; Arthropoda; Arachnida; Trombidiformes; Tetranychidae. Gene Ontology annotation, cellular component: membrane.